Molecule: messenger RNA, 1242 nt
Organism: Ctenocephalides felis (cat flea)
Lineage: Eukaryota; Metazoa; Arthropoda; Insecta; Siphonaptera; Pulicidae
Product: hepatic triacylglycerol lipase-like
Exons: 8
Coding region: 1-1242 (413 amino acids)
Molecular function (GO): lipase activity
Source: RefSeq, a predicted model, not a curated record
AUGCCUGCCGAUGUCGAUCUGCUCUUGCAGAAAAUUAAUAGUUGGUUAAAGGAAGCCUUGAUUAUUCAUGCAGGUGUGCAAGUCGAGUGGAAACAAAGAAAUUUCACAGGAAGUGAUCGUUUAGAUAGAGAACGUACUCAAAAAACUGAAUACACAUUUGAGCAAUUACGUAUAAUGAAAUUGCAUGUGACUAUGACCCAUGAAUUGAAAUACAGGUAUAGUUGCCCUCAAUCUUGGCUUUUUUGUCCUAAUGCAACUAAAAAAAGACUUCAUACUAAAGGAAGGAUGGGGUUGACACCCUUAGUUUUUAUGCGUUACCGAUAUCUUCGAUCAGGACCAGUAAAUGUAAUAGCAAUGGAUUGGGAGGCUUUAAGUUCUGGUCCUUGUUAUAUAGCAGCGGUGUCAAAUUCGCGGCCCGCGGGCGUUUGUGUAGCUCAACUUGUAUCGCGAUUGAGGGAUGCAGGUGCUACAAAUAUUCAUAUUAUUGGAUUCAGCUUGGGUGCACAUGUGCCCAAUUUUGCUGCUGUGAAAUUGAGGCCUUAUAAGUUGUCCAGAAUUACAGGUUUAGAUCCAGCCAUGCCCUUAUUUGCUUUCUCGUCUUUGGAUGGUAAACUAGAUCCAACAGAUGCAGAAUUUGUCGACGUUUUUCACACCAAUGCUCUUAUUCAAGGAAAAAUGGAACGCUGUGGCCACGCAGAUUUUUAUUUCAACGGUGGUGUUGCCCAACCCGGUUGUGGCGUAGACGUAGGUUGUAGUCAUCAUAGAGCAGCUGAUUAUUUUGCUGAAUCCAUAAAAGGCGACGGCGCCUCUCCCGUGGGUUUCUGGUCGUGGCCGUGUCCGAGCUUCACGCAUUACAUUUUUGGUCUCUGCCUUCGAACACAAGACGGUUCAAGGUUGGCUGGCGAGCAUUGUUCGCGUGACACUAGGGGAAUGUUCUUGGUGGAGACAAGGAGCAAGCCGCCCUACGCCAAAGGCAUUAUAAUAGACCCCGAAGAAGAGAGGUCGAUAAGUCCGCGUUGCUGGGGGCCUUCCUGUCUAAACAGAAUUCCGACUACGGCCCAGCCCGUAUAUCGCACUUCGACUUUCCACGUUAGUCAUUCUAGCCUAAACAACGAUAUCAGCCCAGAGAUAACAACGAAGCAUUCGACUAGAAAAAUAACGCCAGGACGAAAAACAACAAUGCCCAAGACAACGGCUCAUCCGAACACUUUGGGUAUUAUCAGAGUGGAAAUGAUAGAAUAA